This is a messenger RNA of Phasianus colchicus (ring-necked pheasant), 3705 nucleotides long. The record is from RefSeq and is a predicted model, not a curated record. Lineage: Eukaryota; Metazoa; Chordata; Aves; Galliformes; Phasianidae.
AUGUUCACAUUUAUUUUUCUUACUCUAUUAAUAGGUAGCAUAGAUCAGUCAGUAUUAAAGGAGUUGCCUCCUGAGCUACUGGCAGAAAUUGAAUCCACCAUGCCACUUUGUGAACGUGUGAAAAUGAACAAGCGCAAACGUAGUACAGUUAAUGAGAAACCAAAAUAUGCUGAAAUCAGUUCUGAUGAAGACAAUGACAGUGAAGAAGCUUUUGAAUCUUCUCGAAAAAGAUCUAAAAAAGAUAGAGAUGAAGCUUGGGAGUAUGAAGAACAUGACAGAAGAAGUUCUGGUGACCACAGGAGAAGUGGUCAUUAUCAUGAAGGAAGAAGGACUUCUGGUAGCGGCCGUUACCGUAAUAGAAGUCCUGAUGACUCUGAUAUGGAUGAUUAUUCUCCUCCUCCUCCUAGCCUCAGUGAGGUGGCUCGAAAAAUGAAGAAAAAAGAAAAACAAAAGAGAAGAAAAGCUUAUGAACCUAAACUAACACCUGAAGAAAUGUUGGAUUCUUCAACUUUUAAAAGGUUUUCUGCUUCAAUAGAGAAUAUUCUGGAAAAUCUGGAAGACUUGGAUUUUACAGCUUUUGGUGAUGAUGAUGAGAUUCCACAAGAAUUGUUACUGGGAAAACAUCAGCUAAGUGAGUUGGGUAGUGAAUCUGCAAAAAUCAAGGCAAUGGGCAUUAUGGACAAGCUCUCAACAGAUAAAACAGUAAAGGUCCUGAAUAUUUUGGAGAAGAAUAUUCAAGAUGGAUCAAAGCUUUCUACAUUACUUAACCAUAACAAUGACACUGAAGAUGAAGAGAGAUUAUGGAGAGAUCUUAUUAUGGAGAGAGUGACAAAAUCUGCUGAUGCUUGUCUUACUGCUAUCAAUAUUAUGACAUCACCAAACAUGCCUAAAGCUGUAUAUAUUGAGGAUGUAAUUGAAAGAGUUAUUCAAUACACAAAAUUUCAUUUGCAGAACACUCUCUAUCCUCAGUAUGACCCUGUAUAUAGAGUGGAUCCUCAUGGUGGUGGUGUUUUGAGUUCAAAAGCAAAACGUGCUAAGUGUUCCACCCACAAACAAAGAGUUAUAGUGAUGUUGUAUAACAAAGUUUGUGACAUUGUCAGCAGUUUGUCGGAGUUGCUAGAGAUACAGCUUCUUACUGAUACAACUAUUCUUCAGGUAUCAUCUAUGGGAAUAACACCUUUCUUUGUAGAAAAUGUUAGUGAACUACAGUUAUGUGCCAUCAAAUUGGUGACUGCAGUCUUCUCCAGGUACGAAAAACAUAGGCAGCUAAUACUGGAAGAAAUUUUCACUUCCCUUGCAAGGCUACCAACUAGCAAGAGGAGUUUAAGAAACUUCAGGUUAAAUAGUAGUGACACUGACGGAGAGCCUAUGUAUAUUCAGAUGGUAACGGCACUAGUUCUGCAGCUUAUUCAGUGCGUUGUGCACUUACCAUCAGCAGAAAAAGAUUCUAAUUCAGAGGAGGAAUCGAAUAAAAAAGUGGAUCAAGAUGUGCUUAUUACUAAUUCAUAUGAAACAGCCAUGAGAACAGCACAAAACUUCCUUUCCAUUUUCCUUAAGAAGUGUGGUAGUAAACAAGGGGAAGAAGAUUAUAGGCCACUGUUUGAGAACUUCAUUCAAGAUCUUCUUUCCACAGUCAAUAAACCAGAAUGGCCAGCUGCAGAAUUGCUGCUUAGCUUAUUAGGAAGGCUAUUGGUUCAUCAAUUCAGUAACAAAUCAACAGAAAUGGCUUUAAGAGUUGCAUCACUUGACUAUCUUGGAACUGUAGCUGCAAGAUUGAGGAAAGAUGCAGUCACUAGCAAAAUGGAUCAAGGGUCUAUAGCCAGAAUCCUCAAACAGGUUUCAGGAGGAGAAGAUGAAAUUCAGCAGCUACAAAAGGCUUUGCUGGAUUAUCUAGAUGAGAAUACAGAAACCGAUGCAUCAUUAGUGUUUUCUCGGAAGUUUUAUAUAGCUCAGUGGUUCCGUGAUACAACUAUGGAGACAGAGAAAGCAAUUAAAUCUCAGAAGGAUGAAGAUUCAUCUGAAGGAACUCAUCAUGCAAAGGAUGUUGAGACCACAGGACAAAUCAUGCAUAGAGCAGAAAGUCGCAAGAAGUUUCUUCGUAGCAUCAUUACAACUGCUGCAUCUCAGUUCAGUACAUUAAAAAUGAAUUCUGAUACUGUGGACUAUGAAGAUGCUUGUUUGAUUGUUCGCUACUUGGCCUCUAUGAGGCCGUUUGCCCAGAGCUUCGAUAUUUAUUUGACACAGAUUCUGCGUGUGCUUGGUGAAAAUACAAUUGCUGUUCGAACAAAAGCCAUGAAGUGUUUGUCUGAGGUUGUUGCUGUAGACCCCAGUAUUCUAGCCAGGCUGGAUAUGCAACGAGGUGUUCAUGGACGAUUAAUGGAUUACUCCACUAGUGUACGAGAAGCAGCUGUAGAGCUGCUUGGCCGAUUUGUGCUCUGUCGUCCUCAGCUUGCUGAGCAGUAUUAUGACAUGCUGAUUGAAAGAAUAUUGGAUACUGGUAUCAGUGUCAGAAAAAGAGUGAUAAAGAUACUUAGGGAUAUCUGCAUUGAACAACCAACAUUUCCCAAAAUUACAGAGAUGUGUGUGAAAAUGAUUCGGAGAGUCAAUGACGAAGAAGGCAUUAAGAAAUUAGUAAAUGAGACUUUCCAGAAGCUCUGGUUCACUCCAACUCCCCAUCAUGACAAAGAAGCAAUGACCAGGAAAAUACUAAACAUCACUGACGUGGUUGCAGCUUGUAGAGAUACAGGGUAUGAUUGGUUUGAACAGCUUCUUCAAAAUCUGUUGAAGUCAGAAGAGGAUGCUUCAUAUAAACCUGUGAAGAAAGCCUGUACUCAACUUGUUGACAACUUGGUUGAGCAUAUCCUUAAAUAUGAAGAAUCUUUAUCAGAUUCUGACAACAAAGACAUGAAUUCUGGUCGCUUGGUUGCUUGCAUAACUACUUUAUUCUUAUUCAGCAAAAUCAGGCCCCAGCUAAUGGUCAAACAUGCUAUGACCAUGCAGCCAUACUUGACUACUAAAUGUAGCACUCAGAAUGAUUUCAUGGUGAUCUGCAAUGUUGCAAAAAUCUUAGAGCUUGUAGUGCCACUAAUGGAGCACCCAAGCGAGACUUUCCUUGCCACUAUUGAGGAAGACCUCAUGAAACUCAUCAUCAAAUAUGGCAUGGCGGUUGUUCAGCAUUGUGUGAGCUGUCUUGGGGCUGUUGUGAACAAGGUCACUCAGAACUAUAAAUUUGUGUGGGCCUGUUUUAAUAGAUACUAUGGCGCGCUUUCAAAAUUAAAAAGUCAACACCAAGAAGACCCCAACAGUACAGUACUUACUGCCAAUAAACCAGCACUGCUCAGAUCACUUUUCACUGUUGGAGCACUAUGUCGGCAUUUUGAUUUUGAUCAGGAAGAUUUUAAAGGCAACAGUAAGGUUAACAUUAAGGAUAAAGUGCUUGAACUGCUGAUGUAUUUUACAAAGCAUUCAGAUGAAGAAGUACAGACAAAAGCCAUUAUUGGACUGGGAUUUGCAUUUAUACAACACCCAAGCUUAAUGUUCGAACAGGAAGUAAAGUCUCUGUACAACAGUAUUCUUUCAGAUAAGAACUGUUCAGUAAACUUAAAAAUCCAGGUAUUAAAAAAUCUUCAGACCUAUUUGCAAGAGGAGGAUACACGUAUGCAGCAGGCAGACAGAGACUGGAAAAAAGUAGCAAAACAGGAAGAC